Molecule: messenger RNA, 2805 nt
Organism: Cheilinus undulatus (humphead wrasse)
Lineage: Eukaryota; Metazoa; Chordata; Actinopteri; Labriformes; Labridae
Product: sterol 26-hydroxylase, mitochondrial
Exons: 9
Coding region: 244-1833 (529 amino acids)
Biological process (GO): cellular response to peptide hormone stimulus; cholesterol metabolic process; glucocorticoid biosynthetic process
Cellular component (GO): mitochondrial inner membrane
Molecular function (GO): monooxygenase activity; oxidoreductase activity, acting on paired donors, with incorporation or reduction of molecular oxygen; iron ion binding
Source: RefSeq, a predicted model, not a curated record
CCGACCAUCGCUGAUCCUUCGGCCUCCAGACCACCAGACUCCUCCAGACCACCGGACUCCUCCAGACCACCGGACUCCUCCAGACUACCAGACUCCUCCAGACCACCGGACUCCUCCAGACCACCAGACUCCUCCAGACCACCGGACUCCUCCAGACCACCAGACUCCUCCAGACCACCGGACUCCUCCAGACCACCGGACUCCUCCAGACCACCAGACUCCUCCAGACCACCAGACUCCUCCAUGAGCUCCCCGGCAGCUGCAGCUCUGCCUGGCCGCCUGUCAGCGCUCUGUGCCCGGACACUCUGGGCGGCCCGGGUCGGUCCAAAGCUCCACAGCAGACAGCUGAACGUCCAGGCUGCGACCGAGGCGAGGAAGCUGAAGAGCAUCGACGACCUGCCGGGGCCCAGUUUGGCCACCACUUUAUACUGGUUAUUCAUCCAGGGCUACGCGGACAAGAGCCACCUGCUGCAGGUAGGACUGGACUCUGGUUUAAUCCGGAUUAACCCUGUAGACCUUCACUGUAACUGUGAAACAGCAGCUAGGACUGGAAACAGACAGAGGAAGACCCCAGCUAAAGAGGAACCAGGUAGUCCGUCUCAGAACUAUAAGAAGAGACAGAGGAAGACCCCAGCUAAAGAGGAACCAGGUAGUCCAGCUAAAGAAACAGGACAGGAGUGGUACAGGGUCCGCAGCGUUCUGAAUCCGAAGAUGCUGAAGCCUCAGGAGGUGUUGACCUUUGCUCCCAUCGUCAACCAGGUGGUCGGAGAUCUGUUGCGACGUGUCGAGCUCCUCCGGCGUCGCAGUCAGGACCAGACCACGGUCUCUGAUAUCGCUGCUGAGCUCUACAAGUUUGGCUUUGAAGGUAUCUCCUCCAUCCUGUUUGAGACGCGGCUGGGCUGCCUGCAGGAGGAGAUUCCUGAGGACACGCUGCGCUUCAUCAGUGCCGCCAACAACAUGCUGACGCUGUCUGAGACCGUGGUCCUCUUCCCCCGCUGGAGCCGUAGGAUCCUCCCCUUCUGGAGUCGCUUCAUCCAGGCAUGGGACGACCUCUAUGACGUAGCUCGGACUCUUAUUGACAGAAGAGUGACUGAAAUCGAGGCUCAGGUGAGCAGCAGGGAGCAGAUAGAGGGGAUGUACCUGACCUACCUGCUGUCUUCUGAUAGGCUGAGCAGAGCCGAAGUCUACAUCUGCAUCACAGAGCUCCUGCUGGGAGGGGUCGACACGACCUCUAACACCCUGUCCUGGGCGUUGUACCAGUUAGCGAGGGACCGCGGUGCUCAGGAUCGCCUGUAUGACGAGGUGACCUCCGUGUGUCCGGACAGACGAGAGCCGACCACAGACGACCUGAGCAGGAUGCCGUACCUGAAAGCCGUCAUAAAGGAGACGCUACGCCUUUAUCCCGUGGUUCCUGGAAAUGGACGCCUAAUUUCAGAGACCGAGGUGGUCGUGGACAACUACUGGUUCCCAAAGAAGACUCAGUUCCAUCUGUGCCACUAUGCAGCCAGUCACGAUGAGGCCGAGUUUGUAGACUCAGAGCUCUUCGUCCCUGAGCGCUGGCUUCGCGCCGAGCCGUCCGGCGCUGUCUGCGGCAGGGAGACGAAGGCGGGCUGCUACCAGCAUCACCCCUACAGCUUCAUCCCCUUUGGCGUGGGGGUGCGAGCCUGCGUGGGGAAGAGGGUAGCCGAGAUGGAGAUGUACAUUGCUCUGUCCAGGCUGAUGCAGCACUACGAGGUCCAGCCUGAAGAUGGCGCCCCGGUGGUGGAACCCAAAACUAGAACCCUGCUCAUCCCUGCAAAGCCCAUCAACCUGCGCUUCCUGCCCAGAGCCUGAGGAGGGCGCCGCUUAGGGCCAACAGCAGAACUGUAUAUUAUAAACAUGCAGCCUCACACCAGUGAGGUUCCUGGUUUGGAUCUCACGGGUUCUCCAGCUUCUCCAGCUUCCUCCUACUAACUGUCAUUAGGGUAACUGCUGGCUCCAUCUCUGUUGACUGACAGGCGAGCAGUCCGGGGUUUAUCCCAGUGCCAGCUGGGAUCAGCUCCAGCUCCUCAUAGGAUAAACACGAUAGAUUAUAGAAGGACUACAGAUGCUGAUCAGGAUGAAACAGAUGCUGGAACAAGGUUCAUGCUGAAGGGUUCAGAGGUUCUGUGCUGCAUCCUUUCCUAUCACCACAGCAGCUGAACUAACUAGUCCUUUAACUUUCAGCUGUGUGUAUGAGUGUGUGUGAGUGUGUGUGAGGGUGUGUGUGUGUGGGUGGGUUUAGGAAAUUCCAUGAAUGCAAUAGUCUCACUGACUCAUGUUUUCACUCUUUUAUCUGCAAUCAGAUCUUUGAGUCAGAAGCUGAUGGGACAUUUCUUUAAAGCCUGUGGAGUUUCGGCUGAAUGCUGCCCCCCUCUGGCAGAGAGGUGUAACACACCCCAUAAUGAUGCCAGUUUAUGUUUGAUCUACUCUGCUUUCUAAGGACAGUUUUAAUAAUAAUAAUAAAAUAUUAAUGGUAAUGAUCAAAUAUUAUUAUCAUCAUCAUCAUCAUUAUUAUUAUUAUUAUUGAAGUCAGCAUUAAGGAGGUGAAAUGUAAGAUGUGAGGUACUGGAGCCUCUUUCAGAUGUUUUCUGUUCAUCUUCUAUGAAAAUCCUGAGCAGGAAAGUUUUAAAAUUCAUUAUUCAACUUCAGAUUUGAUGCUUAGUAACUCAGACGUGGACAUGUGUGAUUUUAUCUGUGCUAAAUCUGUAUUUCUUUAUUUUAUUGUAGUGUUUCUGACCAUGUGGAUUUCAUAUUUUUAAAUGUGAUCAAACUUUUUAAACUGCU